UCACAUUUCCACCGAGUCAGUUCUGUGAGAAGUGUUGUGGCGUUUGGGUGCUUUUCGCUCGCGGUGCGCUCAUUUUGACAACCAAUCGAGAAUCAAACCUCAAAUCUCCAGUUUUUCUCGCGAAAAGUGGAAAAUCACACACAGUUGACUCCGCGUGCUGAGCCUCACAUCCAGAGAGUUCUAUGCACAGUGAAAUUCCCCAAUUGAGAAACACGCAGUUUCACAAGACAGAAAUUACGCGCUGUCCGUGAGGUGGAAAAGGCAGAAAUUGUGUAUUCUUGGAUACAACACUCUAUAUAACCAGAUAAAUUUCCGAGAUAAACACACACGUGAAAAGUGAUAAAAAGCAAAUGUAAAUGCGGUGGUAGUGAAGAGUCUCUCUGUUGCAACAUUUGUGGAGCCCUUUUCGGGGAAAAUAACAAGGAAAAAAAAAAAAGAAAAUCAGCCAGCAGAAAAUUCCCCCGCGAAGCUCGUGCUGAGCAAUCAAGAAGCCAAAACAGUCUAAUUUUUUAUGUGAAUCAAACAAUAUAUAUAUAGAAGUUUCUGCGCGAAAGUAUUUCCCGAUAAGAAGCCGGCGAGGGAGCGACAAUUCUACUGAAAGUAAAAUCGAUUUAUUUUCCAACCCCUCUUAAAAGCCCAACUAUACAUUUUGUGCACCCCAAAAUACAACACACCGCGCGCGUCUCCCGACAUUGCCGGGGGUUGGAAUUUCGGCUGUACACACACGCCUGGCAUUGUGACACGAGGGAAAAUCCUGGGUGGAAAUUGUUUUCUAUAUGUUGAGGAAAGCACUUCGACUCCGCAGCACACAUCGUCGCUGAGGUCACGAAGCAAAACCAGCAGCUUGACAGCAAAAUGUUGUUCUAAAUAGAUGCUCAACAACUGACUUACUCACUCGGCAAGAUGGAAGCACAGCCAGAAGAGGCGUAAGACCAGGAAGAGUAGCGCAGAAAUCCAUUAAAGGGAGAGCUUUAGAGGAAGUGAGACACGUGCAACUGACUGAGACUUUCUGAAGGAAAUCAAGGACUGAAGUAAUAGUAGUUGAGAGUGACGAAAGGACGUCAUUUGUAGCCACAAUGACGCUCCUUUGGACAGCGCUGAUAGCGAGUGUUCUGACGCUGCAAUGUCGGGCGUUUGGCGACAUGCACGCCAGUCCGGCGCCCGGGAUGCACCACAUGGGCUACAACAAGGAGCCCAAGUGCGAAGAGAUCACGAUUCCCAUGUGCCGCGGGAUAGGCUACAACAUGACAUCCUAUCCCAAUGAGAUGAACCACGAGAACCAGGACGACGCCGGACUGGAGGUGCACCAGUUCUGGCCUCUGGUGGAGAUCAACUGCUCGCCGGACCUGAAGUUCUUCCUCUGCUCCAAGUACGCGCCGAUCUGCCUGGAGGACUACCACAAGCCGCUGCCAGUGUGCCGGACGGUGUGUCAGCGCGCGAGAGACGGCUGCGAGCCCAUCAUGCAGAGGUACAGCUUCCCGUGGCCGGAGAGGAUGGCCUGCGAAAACCUGCCACUGUACGGCGACACGGACAACCUAUGCAUGGAGCAGCCGGACUACGUGAAUGCCGCCGAGAGUGAUCACAAGGAGGCGACGCCGAAGGCCACGAAGAAGCCAGCCACGCCGGCGCCGCAGACGCCGCCGCGCGAUGGCGGCAAAUGCAAGGGGAAGAAUUCAAAAAACUGCCAAAACACCCCAGGGGAAAGGACCACCAAGGAGUGCGGGUGCUGGUGUCGUCCGCCUCUGAUUCCCCUGGGGAAGGAGACUCUCUGGUACAACACAAGUGUCGCAAAGGUCGGAAGCGUGCCAAACUGCGCCAUCCCGUGCAAGGGGGCAUUCUUCACGCACGAAGAAAAGGAGUUCGCCGGCGUGUGGAUCGCCCUCUGGUCGGGACUCUGCUUCGUCAGUACAUUAAUGACACUCUCUACUUUUCUUAUCGACACCGAACGCUUCAAGUACCCUGAGCGGCCGAUUGUCUUCCUCUCCGCCUGCUACUUCAUGGUCUCCAUCGGCUACCUCACCAGGGUGUUCCUGGGACACGAGGAGGUGGCCUGCGACGGCCGGUCGAUCCGCUACACCGCCACCGGGCCGAGCAGCUGCACGCUCAUCUUCCUGCUGGUCUACUUCUUCGGCAUGGCGUCCUCCGUGUGGUGGGUGGUGCUCAGCUUCACGUGGUUCCUGUCCGCGGGACUCAAGUGGGGCAACGAGGCCAUCGCGAAGCACUCGCAGUACUUCCACAUGGCCGCCUGGCUCAUCCCCAGCGUGCAGAGCGUCGCCGUGCUGCUGCUGACCGCCGUGGACGGGGAUCCUGUGUCCGGCAUCUGCUACGUCGGCAACAUGUCCACCGAGAACCUGCGCACCUUCGUCCUGGCGCCGCUCUUCGUCUACCUCGUCGUGGGCACGACGUUCCUCAUGGCAGGCUUCGUGUCGCUCUUCCGCAUUCGCAGCGUGAUCAAGCAGGAAGGCGGCCUGGGCGCCGUGACGAAGGCCGACAAGCUGGAGAAGCUCAUGAUCCGCAUCGGGAUCUUCAGCGUGCUGUACACCGUGCCGGCCACCAUCGUGAUCGGCUGCUACCUGUACGAGGCGUCCUUCUUCGACGACUGGAUGACGGGCCUCACGUGUCCCUGCAUCAGCAUGGACAAGACCCGCGAGCGCCCCAUCUACUCCGUGCUCAUGCUCAAAUACUUCAUGGCGCUGGCCGUGGGCAUCACGUCGGGCGUGUGGAUCUGGUCCGGCAAGACGCUGGACUCCUGGCGCCGGCUCUGGCGGCGACUCUUCGGCUCGCCCGAUCGCAGCGGCGCCAACCAGACGCUGCUCAACAAGCGGCCGCCCAUCCCGCAGCCCUACGUGGGCUCGACACUGGGCCCGGGCAGCGCCACUGCGUCUCUGCUCACCACGCCCUACACCCAGGCGCCCGGCAGCGUGGCCUCCACCAGCCACCACCACCUGCACCACCACGUCCUCAAGCAGCCGACGCUGAGCCACGUAUGACCUGGCGACCUGGGCGGAAUGGCGCCGAUCGGCAGCGUGGCGUCCGUGCCCGUGCCCGGGUCAAUCGCGGACCCGCGCGCCGUGUCCGUGGUGGUGACGCUGCCGCAGCCGGGUCAGGCGCUCAGCGACUAUGGCCCCAUAUAGUUGACAGUGCGGCCCACAGAUCAGCAGAGGGCGCGCUGGGUCUCCAGCCAGUUCAGUCAUGUGUGAAAGGGCAGGGAAUGUUCGAAGGCUCUCUAGUCUCGUGUUUUGUAUGUAUAAUUUAUUUCAGCUUAUCGUCGCCACAGCGAAAGAUGCGGCCAGAAAAGUCUCGGACUCUCUGGUCUUCUGAGUCUUCCCUGGAUUGGGAUUGAAGAGAAAGAUGGCUUCCUUAGCGAUCGAAUAAGAAUCAGAAGAGCAAAAUAUCAAGUAGCAUCAGACUGUCUAUUAACAAUCGUCCGAAGAGUCAUAGGACAUUCUUUCAUGAGUCAGUUUGUCCUUUGACAACAAAGGAUUCUUUCUUCUAUCAUUUAAACUGAUAAUUUUUUAGUAAAUGUGACUCAAAAGAGGCCAUUUUGUCCGAGAAAAGCCGCUUUAUGUCUGUGGAGACCGAUAAAGAAUGUCAAGUAAGGAGGAAAAGUAAAGUAAAUGAUCAUGAUAAUGCGAUGAAACAUGUUCUUGUAAAUAAACCUAUAAAUAUACACACAUUCAUUGCAUAAGAAUUAAUAUCUAUAUACUUUGUAAGAAAUUUGAAAGGAAUACAAAUUGACGAAAGAGUUUUUGUGUAUAAAAGAAAAACGCCUACAAUUGCAGCUGCAACUUUUUUUUAAUUCCUCUGUUAAACCAGAAAAAUGGGGGAAUUUUUGAAAGAAUUUUUUUUCUAAAUAUUUAAAAAAAAAUGUCUGUAGUUUUUAAGUUUCUAACAAAUUUUCUAUGCAAGCAUUUUUUAUUUACACAAUAAGAGAAUAUUGAUGAAUAAAAAAUAGAAAAUCCAAAGACUGUUGUCCAUAUAAUUAAUUAGACAUUAACAUAGGCUUUAGAGAUAAAAGAUAUAAGAAGUGAAGAGAAAUAAGACGAUAGAUUUGACGUGAAACACAUGAAGAUUGAGAAAACAUUGAGUUUUUCUCCUUUUGAUGCCAUGUGAAAAUACUGCCAGGACAGAUUAGAAAUUUUCACUUUACACAAAGUUUAAAAAGAAAAAAAUGAAAGAAGAAGGUAAAAAUAAAACAUUAGUGAACAAACAAGAAUGCAAAACAUUGUCGUGAAAUUUUGAUUGAAGAAUUUCUUUUGAGAGAGAGAGAGAAAGAUAGAGAAAUUAGGUGCAUUUUCGAGAGAACUUUUAUACGUAAUUAGAUUUUAACUCAAUGUGAUUAACUUAUAUAAGUAAUAAAGUAAUGGAAAGAAAUUAAAGAACAAUACAGCAUUAAUAAAUUGAAUUGAAUGUGGUAGAGAACAAUUUUCGACGUCAUAUUUAUUCCAGAAUGAAGAAUGAAAUGAAAUAGCAAUAAUAAGCAUUUUGUAGUCAAUCAAAUUGAAUUUCUCUCGAUAUGACAUGGAUCUUUGCAUGGAAAUAAUCUCACAUAUCAGCCAAUCUAUUCUCAUUUCUUAAACCCCAAAAAUAUGCCACACAAUGUUGAAAACAAUGCGAGUUGCAAUGGAAAUAGAAUCUGCCAUAAAUGUGCCAUUUUUAUUUAUCAUACUGUCAUCUUUCUUAUACACGAAUAGACAAAGUCCACACGAUCAGAUGAUUGUGAGAGAUCACAGACAGAGUGAAGGAGUUUUGAGAGCACAAAUCUUCUGCAAGAAGCGGGAAAAAAAGGAAAUAUUUACGGAUGGAAUAGAAGGAUAGCAUUUAGGGAGAGAAUUAUAUUAUGAAACAUUUGAAAUUGGAUUUAUGAUAUAGAAAUUUAAUGGUAUAUAAAAUGUACGUAUGGAAAAAAAAAUUUAAAAGGAAAAAAUAUUACUAAAUAAAAUUUAUCAUCUUACAAUGGAGAUAAAAUGAGAAACAAAGCAUGAUUAUUAUUAUUUAUUCCUGGGUCGAAAAAUCUUUCUUAUUGUUUUGUGUUUAUACUUUUGUCACAAACUCUAAAGACAUUUUGUGUUGGAAGAAGGUAAGAAUGUUAUCUUUUCUUCUAUCAACUCAUCUUCUUAACACACUUUUUUUUUUAUUACACCGAUCUCUCUGUGCUUUCUAUCCUGUCAUAUUAUUUCCAAAUCCAGAGCAAUUAACGCUGUAGCGACUAAUGAAGUUAUUUAUUUAGCGCAGACGUUAGAACAAGAAAAAAAAGGAAAAUGAACAAAUAUGCUUAAUAAUCUUUCUCUUAUUGUAAUUAAUUGUACCAACCUAUAAUUGUAACAUGGACGAAAAGAGGAU
This is a messenger RNA of Phlebotomus argentipes, 5343 nucleotides long. It is a transcript of the gene fz2, whose product is annotated as frizzled-2. Gene Ontology annotation, molecular function: Wnt-protein binding; Wnt receptor activity. The coding region runs from base 1077 to 2990 and encodes 637 amino acids. The record is from RefSeq and is a predicted model, not a curated record. Gene Ontology annotation, biological process: non-canonical Wnt signaling pathway; canonical Wnt signaling pathway. Gene Ontology annotation, cellular component: plasma membrane. The transcript has 3 exons. Lineage: Eukaryota; Metazoa; Arthropoda; Insecta; Diptera; Psychodidae.